AUGACCAUCACUCCAACUCCAACUACAACCGACCCUCUCCCCCUCCCACCCCCCUUCUCCACCAUCCCCCGAACCCCCCUCCUCCUCGGCCCCUCCCCCAUCCACACCCUCCCCCGCAUAACCGCCGAUCUCGCCCAAAACAAUCCACACCCACCCGUAACCAUCUACGCCAAACGCGACGACCUAAACUCCGCCUACGCCUACGGCGGCAACAAGACCCGGAAACUGGAGUACCUGCUCGCAGACGCGCAGGCCCAGGGCUGCGACACGCUCGUCUCCAUCGGCGGCGUCCAGAGCAACCACACCCGCCAGGUUGCCGCCGUCGCGGCGCGGAGCGGGUUGCAGGCGAGACUUGUGCAGGAGCAUUGGGUCGACUGGACGGAUAAGGGGUACGAGGCUGUGGGCAAUAUUCAGUUGUCCCGGCUUAUGGGCGCGGAUGUGAGGCUUGAUCCGAGUGGGUUUGGGAUUGAGCAUAAGAAUACUGUUCAGGCUGUUGUGGAGGAGUGUACGAGGGAGGGGGGCAAGCCUUAUUAUAUUCCGGCGGGGGCUUCGGAUCAUCCGCUCGGUGGGUUGGGAUUUGCCCGGUGGGCGUUUGAAGUUCGUCAGCAGGAGCGGGAGAUGGAUGUUUUCUUUAAUACUGUUCUUGUCUGUGCUGUGACGGGCUCGACGUUCGCGGGGAUGAUUGCUGGUUUCAAGUUACUCGAGAAAUUGUACCCGGAUGAUCCCAAGCGCAAGGUUAUCGGGAUUGAUGCCUCGGCGACGGUCGAAGCAACUCGUGCGCAGGUACUUCGUAUUGCGCGCAAUACUGCGGCCAAGAUUGGGUUGAAGGAGGAGGAUAUUACGGAUGAGGAUGUUAUUCUGGAUGAGAGGUAUCAUGCGGGGAUUUAUGGGGUUCCUGAUCGACAGACCUGGGAGGCUAUUGAGUAUGCGGCCAAGAUGGAGGCGUUUAUUACGGAUCCCGUUUAUGAGGGGAAGAGUUUUGCGGGGAUGGUGGAUAUGAUUCGGAAGGGGGAGAUUGAAGGUGGGAACAUCUUGUAUGCUCAUUUGGGUGGGCAGUUGGCGUUGAAUGCGUAUUCGGAGCUUGGGCAUGUUAAGGAGUAG
This is a messenger RNA of Penicillium cataractarum, 1101 nucleotides long. Its product is annotated as putative 1-aminocyclopropane-1-carboxylate deaminase. The coding region runs from base 1 to 1101 and encodes 366 amino acids. Gene Ontology annotation, biological process: amine catabolic process. NCBI's taxonomy places the organism in Eukaryota, Fungi, Ascomycota, Eurotiomycetes, Eurotiales, Aspergillaceae. The transcript has a single exon. The record is from RefSeq and is a predicted model, not a curated record. Gene Ontology annotation, molecular function: 1-aminocyclopropane-1-carboxylate deaminase activity; D-cysteine desulfhydrase activity; pyridoxal phosphate binding.